AUGGAAGAAUUUGAUCGAUUUUUUCCAUUAGGAAUUGCAAACAAGAAAUCUCUCGUUACCAGCAGUUUCUUCAUGUCAUUUUCUUCCGAUGAAAUUAAAACUAUCGCUUGGAGAUUCUUUCUUAUAAUAUUUCCAAAUACAGAUAAGGAAAUUCUCAAAAAAGAAGAGUGGAUUGGGAUCCUCAACUCUCAAAGAGAAUUCUACACUCAAUUUAUAAACUUACAAUUGGCUGAACCAACUAAGGAAAUUAAAGACUCUUUUUACGAAUCUGCCGCAGAAAAUCUACUAUUUAUGAAUCCUAAAAAGACUGUAAAUAGGAAUCAAAUGAGCGAAAUGAAACAAAUGUUUAAUUUGCUUAUUCAUUCGAAUUCUAACAAAGAUAUCAUUAAAAAUACGGGAUACACACUAUCAAGAAUAUAUUAUACAUACAGAAAUACAUGCAAAGCCAACGAUGAUACUUUAAUAGGGAAAUUAUUAGAUGAAAAAUACCUUUUCCAAGAUAUUUAUGCAUCAAUGAAAUCAUUAAACCUGAUGUUAGCACCAUAUCUCGAUCCAUCUAAUAAAUAUGUUAGAAAUUCAGCAUAUGCUUCUCUUAUUCAACAAUUAAAGGAAGAUUGUCCCACUGCUACUUCAUUCCCUUCAGAAUCAAAGAUGCAGGAUAUAUUAGAAAUGUAUCACAAACUAUUUUGCGUAAAUCCAAAACAUACAGAGAAUUUUAACGAUUUACUCACAGUAAUAUUCUCUAAUUUCCCUGAUUCAUCGAUAUUUAACCUAAUUUACUCAAAUUUGUUCGUUUCUGGAGACUUAAAUUUCACAAAUACAAAAAUUCCUGGUAUGAUACGUCCAUUAGGCGUUAAUCUCCAUAUCAUACAGAUGUAUACCUUUGAAGAACUUAUUGCUUCACUCGGAAUUAUCUCUAAAACGAUUCAAAAUCUUAUAGAAGAAAAUGAUUCUCCAGAACUUAGAAAAAUUGCAAAAUAUCAACUUUCCUUAUUCAGCAAAGUUAUACAGGGAGAAAUAAAUAUGGACGAGAUCGUCCCACUUCAUGUUUGUUUAGAUCAAAUACAGAAUUAA
Molecule: messenger RNA, 1074 nt
Organism: Trichomonas vaginalis G3
Lineage: Eukaryota; Parabasalia; Trichomonadida; Trichomonadidae
Exons: 1
Coding region: 1-1074 (357 amino acids)
Source: RefSeq, a predicted model, not a curated record